UCCGGACAUCUUCAAGUUGCCAAGGUUGAGAAACACUGCCUUGAACCCAGCCAGGUCCAGGCGAGGCUGUGACAUCGCAGAGGUCUCAAAGGCCAAGGCUCCCUGGGCAGAAGUAGGCAACCUGUGCCUUCCGCUCAGAAAUAUUUUGGGCAAGGGAAGCAGAAUCAGAUUCCCCUGAUUGCAACGGAUCGGAUCGGCGUGCAGAUUUGGCCUUGCUCAGCACGAAGGAAGGAAGGAAGGAAGUCAGUUCUCCCGGUUCUUGGAAGGGGAAGCAAAGCUUUUCAAGGAAAAGGCCCUUCCCGUUCCGCUUUUUCACUCCCUUCCCUGGAAACCAAACUGCUCUUUUCUGUGGAAACUUUCCAGGCUGGGGGUACUGCAGGCGUCGUAGGCCUGUGCUGCUUUCCCCCCAGCCGCGAGAACAAAGCUUUCUGCGGGCCCAUGGAUUGACGUCCGCUUUGCCCUUGGGUAGUUUGGCUCCGGUUGUGGGCUCCGACCCCGAGGGCAUUUACCUGCUCAGCAGGGUGACCUCUGUGGACACGUGAUCUUGAGAUCACCUGCUGUUUUAAUGUGGAUUUAAUGAGUUCAGGCGUUAAGCAGAGGCUGUUCUUGGACUGCGAGGCCGUAUCGUGGGGUCACUUGGACUGGGUUAGAGAGAUCAGGAAACUUGGAGGAGAGAAAGCCCAGCCUGGCCUUCAGGGCCGGGCAGCCUUCCUCGGAAAGGGGCCUUGUAAAGGUACGCCCUGCCCCCGAAAAGGAGGGGGUGAAGCUGGGUGCCUUUAAGCCAAACUCGUGGGCAACCGCAUUUUGCCCUAGGCCCAGGGCUCCUAAGCACCUGCUCAGUAGGUAGCUGUGACUCCCAGCAAGACCUGUUUGCCAAGAGUCUUAACCGGCCCCUGUGAAUUUUGCUCCUCUGCCGUCCAACUGCUGAAAAGCCUUUUCUUUUCCCGCUCCGGAUUCUGCCCGGCGGGCAGGGGGCUCACUCAGUCCAGGAAUAGACCCCUGGCUUCCCCUCCUCAGACUUUGCUUCCCCGUGGAGGAGGAGGAGGAGGAGGAGAGGGUCCCUGGGAAGGGCUGGGGAAGGAGACGCCUCUCAAUGCACCCCAGGGGUUCAGGGGAGAAAGGGACGCUGCCCCUCCGAAUUGUGGGGUUGUGGGAUGCCUCCCCUUAGAGAAUCUACAGCCCUCGGAAGCGUCCGACUUGGGGGGCCUCCGAUAACUCUUCACCCAGCUUCUUCUGGAGCCGCCCCCGUUCCUCUUCCUCCGGGCCCUUCUGAAGCUCAGAAAGUCCCCAUCUUGAAAAGGCUCCCGAACCCACAUUCUGAUUCUCGGGCUCAGCUUCCCUAGAUUAAAUAGGAAGCUAUAUAUAUAAUUGUUGCCUUUUCAAAAUCUGUUUGCGCAAGAUUUCCAGAAGCACCGCAGCUGUUUGGGUGGGUGGGUCGAGGGGGGUGAACCACUUCUGACCAAGCACUCUCGGUGGAGGAACGUUGCUGUUGUGAAAUUGCUCCGUCAGUACAAAAGGUUUGCGGGUUGGAGUGCCGAGUCACUGCUCAUCCAGGUGUGGUGCCCUCUGGCCAUGAAUCCUACGGGUUUCCGGCAUGGGAGUUUCCACGGCGGCAGCAGCAGCGAUGAAGACCUGGUCGAAGUGGCAGGAGGAAUGCUGGAUUUCUCCAUGGCGGAUGACGUCCCCCCCUUGGACAGAGACAUGGUGGAAGGUUUUUCCUCGUACAACGGCGGUGGGAUGAACGGGCCGAGGCAGGUGAUGGACUUCCUGCAGGAGCCGCUCCCGGGCGUGGGGACCUACGAAGAUUUCAACACCAUCGACUGGGUGCGGGAGAAAUCUCGGGACCGCGACCGGCACCGAGAGAUCGCCAGUAAAAGCAAGGAGUCCACCUGGGCCUUGGUGCACAGCGUCAGUGAUGCUUUCUCGGGAUGGCUAUUGAUGCUGCUCAUCGGCUUGUGGGCAGGGGCGCUGGCCGGCCUGAUCGACAUCACUGCCCACUGGAUGACGGACCUGAAGGAGGGGGUCUGCCUGAACGGCUUCUGGUACAACCACGAGCAUUGCUGCUGGAAUUCACCCCAGACCACCUUCCAGGACAGGGACAAGUGCCCGGAGUGGAGGACCUGGGCACAGCUGCUGACCGGCAGAGAGGAGGGGGGAGCCCUGGGCUACGUCCUGAAUUACUUCCUCUACGUCCUCUGGGCGCUGCUCUUCUCCUUCCUGGCCGUCUCGCUUGUCCGGGGCUUUGCGCCCUACGCCUGUGGCUCGGGGAUCCCAGAGAUCAAAACGAUUCUCAGCGGCUUCAUCAUCCGAGGCUACCUGGGCAAGUGGACGCUGCUCAUCAAGACGGUUACCCUGGUGCUGGCCGUCUCGUCGGGCCUGAGCCUGGGCAAGGAGGGCCCCCUGGUUCACGUCGCCUGCUGCUGCGGCAACAUCCUUUGCCACCUCUUCACCAAGUACCGGAAGAACGAAGCCAAGCGCCGGGAAGUGUUGUCGGCAGCUGCGGCCGCCGGUGUAUCGGUGGCCUUUGGCGCUCCCAUUGGAGGUGUCCUGUUCAGUCUGGAAGAGGUGAGCUACUACUUCCCGCUUAAGACCCUCUGGCGCUCCUUCUUCGCCGCGCUGGUGGCGGCCUUCACCCUGCGCUCCAUCAACCCUUUCGGCAACAGCCGCCUGGUGCUCUUCUACGUGGAGUUCCACAGCCCCUGGCACCUGCUGGAGCUGGCGCCUUUCAUCCUGCUGGGCAUCUUUGGGGGCCUCUGGGGGGCCUUCUUCAUCCGCAGCAACAUCGCCUGGUGCAGGCGGCGCAAGACCACCAAGCUGGGCCGCUACCCGGUGCUGGAGGUGCUGGUGGUGACGGCGCUGACCGCCCUGCUGGCUUUCCCCAACAAGUACACCCGCAUGAGCACCAGCGAGCUGAUCUCGGAGCUCUUCAACGACUGCAGCCUCCUGGACUCCUCCCAGCUCUGCGACUACCUCAGCGCCCCCAACAGCACCCAGGGGGACGACCUGCCCGACCGGGCCGCUGGGCCGGGCCUCCACGUAGCCACCUGGCAGCUGAUGCUGGCUCUCCUGCUGAAGAUCUUCAUCACCAUCUUCACUUUCGGCAUGAAGGUGCCCUCCGGCCUCUUCAUCCCCAGCAUGGCGGUGGGGGCCAUUGCGGGCCGCUUGCUGGGCGUGGGCAUGGAGCAGCUGGCCUAUCACCAUCACGACUGGCUCAUCUUCAAGGGCUGGUGCAGCCCUGGCGCCGACUGCAUCACGCCUGGCCUCUACGCCAUGGUGGGGGCUGCCGCCUGCCUGGGCGGAGUGACACGCAUGACCGUCUCCCUGGUGGUCAUCAUGUUUGAGCUCACGGGCGGGCUGGAGUACAUCGUGCCCCUGAUGGCGGCCGCCAUGACCAGCAAGUGGGUGGCCGAUGCCAUCGGCCGGGAGGGCAUUUACGACGCCCACAUCCGCCUGAACGGCUACCCGUUUCUGGAGGCCAAGGAGGAGUUCACCCACAAGACCCUGGCCAUGGACGUCAUGCGCCCCCGGCGUAGCGACCCCGCCUUGACGGUGCUGACGCAGGACACCAUGACGGUGGAGGACGUGGAGGCCAUCAUCAACGAGACCACCUACAGCGGCUACCCCGUGGUGGUGUCCAGGGAGUCUCAGCGCCUCGUGGGCUUUGUCCUCCGGCGAGACCUGGUCAUCUCCAUUGAAAGUGCCCGGAAGAAGCAAGAAGGAAUUGUCAGCAGUUCAGUUAUUUAUUUCACGGACCACUGCCCCCCGCUGCCCCCCUGCUCCCCCUCCAUGCUCAAGCUGCGUGGAAUUCUUGACCUCAGCCCCUUCACUGUGACCGACCAAACCCCCAUGGAGAUCGUGGUGGACAUUUUCCGGAAACUGGGGUUACGCCAGUGCCUGGUCACACACAACGGGAAGUUGCUCGGCAUUAUUACUAAAAAGGACGUCCUCAAGCACAUAGCCCAAAUGGCGAAUCAGGACCCAGACUCCAUCCUAUUCAACUGAAGCCGGGAGGAGGGUCAGGGGUUUUACUCUGCCCCAUGGAACUCGGCCAGAGGGACCUGAGCUUUGCCUCCCUUCCUUGGGGGAGGGGAGGAAACCCAGAGCCACGCCUUUCAAGUUUCUCCUUGUGGAGCAAGCGAAUAAUCAUGUUUUAUUUUUAUUUCUUUUUUCUACAAGAUACCCAAUUGCACUAUUAUCCUCUUGUGGAAAGUCGUCUUCUCUCGGGAAGGGGACCCCCGAUUGUAG
Molecule: messenger RNA, 4245 nt
Organism: Thamnophis elegans (Western terrestrial garter snake)
Lineage: Eukaryota; Metazoa; Chordata; Lepidosauria; Squamata; Natricidae
Gene: CLCN5
Product: chloride voltage-gated channel 5
Exons: 13
Coding region: 1573-4002 (809 amino acids)
Biological process (GO): chloride transport; transmembrane transport
Cellular component (GO): early endosome; Golgi apparatus; synaptic vesicle
Molecular function (GO): voltage-gated chloride channel activity
Source: RefSeq, a predicted model, not a curated record